AAAAGAAUGGACGCAUUGAUAAAGAUUAUUUCAAGUAUAGAUGGCAACCAUAUGGAUGUAAUUUGCCAAGAUUUAAUGGAACUGAAUUGGUGUUGAAAUACAAAGGAAAACGCAUAAUGUUUGUUGGGGAUUCACUUGGUCAAAAUCAAUGGGUUUCUCUUGCAUGUAUGCUUCAUGCUUCACUACCACAAGCCAAGUAUAGCAUGGACAAAAUUGGAAAGAUUUAUACAUUCACCCUUUUGGAAUACAAUAUUUGGUUAUUGUUCCUUGGGAAUCCACUCAUUGUUGAUACUAUCACUCAAAAAGGCUCAAGAGUACUCAAGAUUGAUUCAAUUAGUUCUGCAAAUAUUUGGAAACAAAUGGAUGUGUUGAUUUUUAAUACAUGGCAUUGGUGGGAUCGCAAAGGGAAAAAACAAACUUGGAAUGUGAUUCAAGAAGGGAAUAUUACGUAUAAAGAUAUGGAUAGAAUGGAACUUUAUAAGAAAGGAUUAAAUACAUGGGCCAAAUGGGCUGAUUCUAAUCUUAAUUCAACAAAAACAAGAAUCUUUUUUCAAGGAGUUUCUCCUGAUCAUGAGGGAUGUAAAGGAAAAACAGGACCAGCACAAAGUCCAGGAAAUAUACAUCCAGGAGAAAUAGAACUGGAAAAAGUUUUGAAAAAUAUAUCAAAAUUAUUCAUCCGUCUGAUCAACAUAACAAGAUUAUCACAAUACAGAUCGGACGGCCAUCAAUCCAUCUAUACUAAUAGUAUGGAUUGUAUCCAUUGGUGUCUACCUGGGGUCCCUGAUGCAUGGAAUCAACUCCUUUAUUAUUUUCUCAUUUCAUAAUUUUAAAAUGUAUAUAAAGGUAUAGUUGGAUGGUAUGAAUCUGAAUCAGUCGGAUUAGUAGGUUAAGAAUCGGGUGAGACUUGAUCGGCUAACUUCCUAUCAAGAUCAAAACCUUAUAAGUUAAAUGUUUUCGUUGUCAACGAGGUAUUAUAUUUGAA
This is a messenger RNA of Solanum pennellii, 982 nucleotides long. Its product is annotated as protein trichome birefringence-like 42. NCBI's taxonomy places the organism in Eukaryota, Viridiplantae, Streptophyta, Magnoliopsida, Solanales, Solanaceae. Bases 117 to 824 code for a protein of 235 amino acids. Gene Ontology annotation, cellular component: Golgi apparatus. Gene Ontology annotation, molecular function: O-acetyltransferase activity. The record is from RefSeq and is a predicted model, not a curated record. The transcript is spliced from 5 exons.